AUGGAUGUAAUUAAGAAGGAAGAAAAUGAAUCAUUACAGGAAGAGGCUGCUGCCUGCCUGGCCCAGCUGAUUAAGGUGUGCAUAAACCGAGACCCCAGCCCGAACUCCAAGAUUGUCAAGAACCUGUGCAGCUUCCUGUGUGUCGAUCCAUUUGUCACACCUAAUGUAGGAAACCCUAUGCCUCCCUGUGUUCAUUCACAAGGGACAGGAGAUCCCGGCAGCCUGGAAGUGUCCUGCACCAUGUACAGGGGAAUCUUGACAUUGUCAAACCUACAGAGGGUGAAUGACCAUAGGGUGCGAAGGAAAGUACGUCGACCAGCCAUUGCUUUGACAGAAGAUCCUGAAGCAGCUGCUGUUGCCCUCAGUUUAGAGGCAGAUCUCUCUCAGGAACAGCGGGAGCAACAGAAACAGCUGUCUGUACAAAGGCAGGGAGCUGAGACAGCCCUGACUGUUUUGUGUAGAUCAUUUGCCAAUGAGCUGCCUGACAAGUUGCCAUCAUUGUGGUCUGCCUGUGUGGAUGCUAUCAAACACUUUGAGGAGCCCAGCAAAGAUGGAUGUAGCAGUGCAGACAUUGAUGUGUGCAAGAUUCAAGACUUUGUAAAUAACCUGCAGACUACUGAGACUGUUCUUCCAGCAUUGCAUUCUGAUUUGUUACCUUACCUCAUUAAACAGUUUGACAGGCUCUGUUACUAUCUUCACCACGACAUUACUGCUGUCCGCCACAUGAUCGCCAGGGUCAUGGCUGCCUUGAGCCUGCGGAGCACGGCAAGCCUCAUGCAUUAUGUGAUCGAACAUGUGAUUCCGUUACUUGGUGCCACCGAUGAUGACAACAUGAGGGAGGGAGCAACAGAGGCAGUUGCCAAUAUUUUAGAAUCUCUAGGCAUAGAAGCCCUGCCUUACAUAGUUCUGCUUGUGAUUCCCAUCCUGGGUCGGAUGUCAGACCAGAUUCAGUCUGUCAGACUUAUGGCUACCCAUUGCUUUGCUACUCUGGUGAGACUGAUGCCACUCGAGGCGGGUGUGCCUGAUCCACCUUCUACAGAAACCUGGUUAUCUGAAAGAAAAGGAAGAGAGAGAAAAUUUCUAGAACAGCUCUUUGACCUGUCAAAAGUGGAAAACUACCAGAUCACAGUGCCUAUCAAUGCAGAGUUGAGGAAGUACCAACAGGAUGGUGUCAACUGGCUGGGUUUCUUGAAUAAGUACAAGCUUCAUGGGAUCUUGUGUGAUGACAUGGGGCUGGGCAAAACCCUACAGUCCAUCUGUGUCUUGGCCACAGACCACCUUGAGCGGGAGGCCAAGUACAAGGCUUCACAAGAUGCAGACUGCCAGAGUUUGCCUUCCAUCGUCAUUUGUCCACCAACCUUAGUGGGCCACUGGGUCUAUGAGGUCAGCAAGUUUGUUGAUACAGCCUAUCUGAACCCCUUGAUGUAUGUUGGACCACCGGCUGAACGAGUCAGAAUACAAAAGCAAGUACCCAAACACAAUCUUAUUGUGGCUUCUUACGAUGUGGUCAGGAAUGAUAUAGACUUUUUUAGCAAUAUUGUGUGGAAUUAUUGUAUAUUGGACGAGGGGCAUAUUAUCAGGAAUGGAAAGACAAAGCUUGCCAAGGCAACAAAGCAACUGAUUUGUAAUCACAGACUGAUCCUUUCUGGCACACCGAUUCAGAACAAUGUGCUGGAUCUGUGGUCUCUCUUUGACUUUCUCAUGCCAGGAUUCCUCGGAACUGAACGCCAGUUCCAAGCCAAAUAUGGGAAACCAAUAUUACAGAGUAGAGAUCCAAAAAGCACAGCUAAAGAACAAGAAGCAGGUGCCUUAGCAAUGGAAUCCCUCCACCGGCAAGUCCUGCCAUUUAUUCUUCGUCGGCUCAAGGAGGAUGUGCUGCAAGACCUGCCACCAAAGAUCAUACAAGAUUAUUACUGUGACCUGAGCCCAUUACAGGUGGAACUGUAUGAAGACUUUGCCAAAUCUAGAGCGAAACGCACAGUAGAUGAUACAGUGAAGGGAGGCGAGGAGGGUAAAGAGAAGCGAGUCACAAACCAGAGCACAACUCAUAUAUUCCAGGCUCUUCAGUAUCUCCGCAAAGUCUGCAACCACCCAGGCCUAGUGUUAACCCCGUCCCAUCCCCGCUACAAGGAGAUCACAGCCAACCUUCAACAGCACAGCUCCAGCCUGCAUGAUUUGCUACAUGCCCCGAAACUCAUGGCCUUGAAACAACUGCUGAACGACUGUGGCAUUGGUGUGGCAGUAGCCAACUCAGCAGGUUCAGCAGCUGAAUCAGUUCCAGUGGUCAGCCAGCAUCGGGUUCUUCUGUUUUGUCAGCUCAAGAGUAUGUUGGACAUUGUGGAGAAGGACUUGCUCAAAGCCUGUAUGCCUAGUGUGACAUUCCUGCGACUGGAUGGAAGUGUUCCCACAGGUUCAAGACAUGACAUUGUACACAGGUUCAACAAUGACCCAUCCAUUGACAUUCUGCUGCUGACCACCCACGUGGGAGGUCUGGGUUUGAACCUGACAGGGGCUGAUACAGUCAUAUUUGUGGAGCAUGACUGGAAUCCCAUGAAGGAUUUACAGGCAAUGGAUCGGGCACACAGAAUCGGCCAGAAGAAGGUGGUUAACGUCUACCGUCUGGUAACCAGGGGGACCUUAGAGGAGAAGAUUAUGGGACUUCAAAAGUUCAAGAUGGCCAUUGCCAACACAGUCAUCACCCAGGAAAACUCCAGUUUGCAGACUAUGGGCACAGAUCAGCUGCUGGAUCUGUUUGUGUUGGAUGACUCCAAGAAAGCUGCAUCUGGAGACACCUCAGUUAACGGAGAAGACAGCAGGCAAGCUGGAAAGACAGCCAAGACUGAAACAGUCCGCACCAUCCUGGAGAAUUUGGGAGAGCUGUGGGAUGAAAGCCAGUAUGAGAAUGAGUACAACAUGGAAUCUUUUAUGAAGUCUUUGGGAAAUGUACGGUAA
Candidula unifasciata is the source of this 2952-nucleotide messenger RNA. The record is from the annotation of a GenBank genome assembly. Lineage: Eukaryota; Metazoa; Mollusca; Gastropoda; Stylommatophora; Geomitridae.